UUCCACCACCUUUUGUUAAGUCCAUGGAUCUGGUGCACUGCAAAAUAAUGUUAUUCUGACGCUGUACAUUUUUGUUUGAAGAAGAUAAUGCUGUAGAUGUAUGAACACGGCCUUUAGAUAUGGUUUGCAACGAUAGAUAUAUAAGUUGCAUUUUUGCAAAGCACUUGGCGCUCUUGUGUAAUUUUAGUUGCAGUAAUCAGUUUCGAGAUAUGGACCAGGGGGACAGUUAAAUUUGAAUCAACAUAGUGUUCCAUAUAAAAGUAAUUUCUUGCCUGAUUUGUCAAUAUAUGUACAUACAUAACAGGUCAGGCACAGGUAGUUUAAAUUGAACCUAAAAAACCCAAUUUUUUUUUAGGAAACCAAAAGACCCAUUUUGUCAGUUUAGUACCCAGUUGUACUUUUAUUCUUUUCAUGCUGUCAAGUUAUUUCAAGUUGUCUUCUCGACCGAAAAAAAAUGUGAUAUUUGUGAUUGGAGAAUAGUUGGUGCAAGCAUAGAGAUGACGCAUACAAAUUAGAGUAUCUUUUGAGAUUUAUUUGCUUUUACGACUUGGAGUGUUUUAUAAUCCCUGAUAUCAUAUACAGCCAUAUUGGAUAAAAACUGCAUCAUUAAACAUCCCUAACUUGUAAACUCUCCUCUAUAGUAUGUAAUUUUAGUUGCAUUGAUCAAUUUCGAGGUAUGGAGAAUGGACAAGGGAAACAAUUAAGUCCAUGCAUCCUUGAACCAGCAUAUUGCUCCACAUAAAAGUAAUUUGUCGAUACAUUACACGUACAUGUUGUCAAGAGAUAGUCAUUUACCACGUCAGGCACAAGCGGUCCUAAAAGAUCCAUUCUGUUUGUUUAGUGUUCUUUUUGUUUGUUCUUUUCCUGCUGUCAAGCUAUUUCUAGUCAUUCUCGCAAUGGUAAAAAACAUUCUGAGAUUUGUGACUGGAGUAUGGUUUAUGUGAGUGUAGAGACAGCUGGUACAAGUACAUACAGGUACCGCACUUAUUAAGCAUUUUCAGCACUAUUGCAUUUUAAGAAGCCGUCACUUUUUAUCUGAUGCAAGAAAACUCAUAUUGUUCCAGGCUUGAGGCAGUGAGCCGUGACCAUGAAACAAUACCAGAAAGGCUUGCAGUGGUCACUGGUGGAAACAGAGGAAUUGGCCUAGAGGUAUGCCGGCACCUUGCUGUGCAAGGUGUAACGGUCAUUCUUACUGCAAGGAAUGAGAACAGAGGAAAAGAUGCAGUCGAGUCCCUUGGCCAUGGAUCUAACCUCUCCAACAUAAUCUUUCAUCAACUCGAUAUCCUAGAUAAUGAUAGUGUCUCCUCGUUAGCCCAACAUAUUGAGACCAGAUAUGGGAAGCUUGACAUUUUGGUGAAUAAUGCAGGUGUUGGAGGAGUUGAAGUAGAUCAGGAUGGCCUGAGAGCUCUCAACAUUGAUCCUAACACAUGGUUAUCAGGUAAAGCGGCCAAUCUCCUUGAACAUGUGGUCGUACAAACCUAUGAUGGGGCAGUGAAAUGCGUCGACACGAACUACUACGGAUGCAAAUGGGUAACUGAAGCUCUCCUUCCUCUACUGAAACAAUCCACAUCGGGAGCAAGGAUUGUAAACACUAGCUCCCUCCGGUCAGAGCUGAAGAGAAUGCCAAACGAGAAGCUCCGGGACGAGCUGCGCAACGUUGACCUCUGGGACGAGAACCGGAUGGAGGCGAUGCUGGAUGAGUUCUUGGAAGACUUGAAGCACGGACGGCUCGAAGAGAGAGGCUGGCCGACGAUGCUGCCGGCGUACAGCAUGUCCAAGAUGGUGGUCAACCUCUACACAAGGAUCCUGGCCAAGAGGCACCCGGGAAUGCGCAUCAACUGCGUGCACCCGGGCUUCGUCAAGACAGAGAUCAACUGGAACACGGGGGUCAUCCCUCCCGAAGAAGGCGCUAGAGGAGCUGUCAAGCUGGCCCUGCUCCCUGACGAUGGACCGACCGGGUGCUACUUUGAUCAGACUGAUUUGGGGGUCGCUUGGUGACACAAGGUUGCACGCUGCAUACUUCUUCUGGGCGCCCUUUCGUGGGAUUUGAUUCUUCGCCGUUCUCGUGCGAGACGGCAGAUGCAAUGCAUCUUAGUUUUGUACUGCCCUGCACGUGCUUUUUCCAUUCAAAAAUAGCUUGUACCACUCUACUGAAGCAGCAGUAAUAAGAUGUUUAGGACAUCAUAAACAGGCCUAAAAUGGCAGCAGCACUUUGGACAAGAGUGGUCGGAUUUGCUAUUGAUAAGUUGUCUGGCUUUUUCGUA
Phragmites australis (common reed) is the source of this 2264-nucleotide messenger RNA. Its product is annotated as (+)-neomenthol dehydrogenase-like. NCBI's taxonomy places the organism in Eukaryota, Viridiplantae, Streptophyta, Magnoliopsida, Poales, Poaceae. The transcript is spliced from 5 exons. The record is from RefSeq and is a predicted model, not a curated record. Gene Ontology annotation, cellular component: membrane. Bases 1039 to 1998 code for a protein of 319 amino acids.